Molecule: messenger RNA, 2372 nt
Organism: Humulus lupulus (European hop)
Lineage: Eukaryota; Viridiplantae; Streptophyta; Magnoliopsida; Rosales; Cannabaceae
Exons: 16
Coding region: 635-2266 (543 amino acids)
Biological process (GO): proteasome-mediated ubiquitin-dependent protein catabolic process
Cellular component (GO): nucleus
Molecular function (GO): protein-macromolecule adaptor activity; protein binding
Source: RefSeq, a predicted model, not a curated record
GUUUAAUGCCUUGUACAAACGAACAUCAACACAGCCAUCAGUUCAAUACCAAAAAUAAUACCCAUUACAAACCCAGAAAUUUGAACAUUAUAAACCCAGAAAGUUUAAUACCAUGUACAAUCCAUACUCGAUACCAACUAACCUAUAAAUUUAAAGAAGAAAAUACCAUUAAUGUCUAAUCAAUACCCAAAAUUUUUAAGAGCAAUACUCAGAAUAACACCAAUAAAACCACUCAAAUACCCAAAAUUUUGACUACGAAAUUAGCUAAACAGUAAACAAAAACAAAGGAAAACAAAAAAGAAAAAUUAACCAAAGAACGAAUGAAAAGAAGAAAAAAUGCCAGAUUCUUACUGGGUUUCUCCAAAUCCCUCUGCUGCCUUCGACGACCACUACAACUCAGUCUUCGCCAUUAUUAUUGCUACUAAAAAUAAAUAUUGGGUCUAUGUCGCGUACAAAAUCCAAACUUUGAGUAAUUUUGCCACAAUUAUCCCUUUAUUUAUUAAACAAAACAAACAAUAAAAAAAAAAAAAGCUCGUUUAAGGGAAGAGUACCCGGGAAUACUCUACCAUUUCCCUCCAUUAUAUCACUUAAAAUAUCGAAAUAGCGAGUUCCCGCCAACGCCGAAGAAAAUAAAAUGGAAAAAGAAAAGAAAAAGGGUUCAGAAUCAGAUCGACCACACUUCUCUCCUUCUCAACCUCUUUCUCUCUCUACUCAACUCACUGUGUUCCCAGACUCUUCAAUGGAGUUCCCGAAUCCUCAUUCACUUUUCCAAGACGUUAGAUUGAGGGAGCUCAGCGGAUUCAGAGUUCGAAAGCGACCGCAUAUUAGUGAUGCCGCCUCAUGUUUCAAAGAAAUCGGUGCUGUAGCUGUAGAACACGGUGGCGAUGUGACUCCACCCUUGGCUGUUUCCUUCUGCAAGAGUAGUAUGAGUUCCCACAUUCUUGCAGUGUCCGAUGAGGAUGGGUAUGUGAGCUUGUUUGAUACUCGUCGUCAUUUAUCUUCUUCUUCUCAUCAAGAAAAUGCAGAAAAAUCGAGGAUUUGCGAAUGGGCUGCACACCAAAAUGCUGUCUUUGACGUAUGCUGGGUUAAGGGAGGUACUCAAAUUUUGACAGCUUCUGGUGAUCAAACGAUGAAGGUCUGGGAUGUUCAAGAAAAAAAAUGUACUGCUGUGCUGUUGGGGCACACCGGAAGUGUGAAAUCUAUGUCUCCACAUCCAACCAAUUCUGAGAUUAUUGCCUCUGGCUCAAGAGAUGGCUCCUUCUCUCUUUGGGAUAUGAGAUGUGAUGCUAAAUCUCUAAGCAGGCGUGAGGAAAGGUGUAUCAGCUCAACUGCGUCGGUCAAUGGUGCUCAUCUGUCCUCUCAAGCAAAGCGUGUCAGGCGUCGCAAGACAGGUUCAAUGAGCAUCACGUCAGUUCUUUAUCUCAAAGAUGGGGUUUCUGUUGCCACAGCUGGAGCCGUGGACAGCAUUGUGAAAUUUUGGGAUACCAGAAAUUUGAAAAAUGCAGUCACACAGACAUGCCCUCCUCUCGAUUCAAUUGAGAAGGUGAAGAGAUUACAUGGCAUAUCUAGCUUGUCCCAGGAUUUGAAUGGAGUGUAUAUUUCAGCCUCGUGUAUGGAUAAUAGAAUCUAUCUUUAUAAUGUUCUUCAGCUUGAAAAGGGUCCUGAGAAAUCUUUUUCUGGAUGUAGAAUUGAAACAUUUUUUGUGAAGUCAUCCAUCAGCCCUGAUGCUGCUAGCAUACUCAGCGGUUCUAGUGAUGGAAAUGCUUAUAUGUGGAAGGUGAACAAGCCGCAAGAAGAUCCUAUCAAAUUGAGCCACGACAGCGAAGUUACUGCAGUUGAUUGGUGUCCUAGUGAGGAUGGAAAGAUUGCAACUUCUUCUGAUGAUUUUACGGUUCGCAUUUGGGACUCCCAAAACAUUUGCUGCCCAAGCACAAGUUCCGCAUCUGCAAUUCGAAGGAGAGUAAUGGCAAUCCCAGGAGCAGAAGGUAGAAAGCUACUAAUGAAUAACCAGAUGCAUCCCACUAAGGAUUCUAAAAGACAAUAUCCAGAUGAUGUAUCAGAUGAAGAUGACUCAAUGAAUCCAAUUUCAAUGCCUAAACUCAGUACACCUGAAGCCCAGAAGAGAAGGUUGUCAUCAGAUUCUGAUUUAAAUGAAGUGUUUGAGAAGACCCCUGACACUGCAACGAAGAGCCCAUCUUCUGUUUUGAAUCCUCCCUCUUCCCUAAAAAGAAAAACAAUCCGUGAUUACUUUCUAGCACCUAUGUAAAAAGUCUGGCUCAUUCUUUUGGUGUGUUACUGUUUCUUACAUAGACAGCUGCCAGUACUGUUUCAGAAGCUAGCCGUUCCAAUAAUUUUUUGAUUAUUUAUAGUGA